Messenger RNA from Talpa occidentalis (Iberian mole), 486 nucleotides. Its product is annotated as natural killer cells antigen CD94-like. Gene Ontology annotation, biological process: positive regulation of natural killer cell mediated cytotoxicity; stimulatory C-type lectin receptor signaling pathway. The coding region runs from base 16 to 486 and encodes 156 amino acids. Lineage: Eukaryota; Metazoa; Chordata; Mammalia; Eulipotyphla; Talpidae. The record is from RefSeq and is a predicted model, not a curated record. The transcript has 5 exons.
ACAUGCCUUUCGCUGAUGGCUACUUUGGGAAUUGUGUUGAAAAACUCAUUUCAUAAACUAGAUAUUGAAACAACACUCUCUCCAGGAGCCACCCUCAAAUCCCAGGAAGAUUCUAGAUAUAGUUCUUGCCAAGAAAGAUGGGUCGGCUAUCAAUGCAACUGUUACUUCAUUUCCAGUGAAUUAAAAACUUGGAAAGAAAGUAGGGAUUUUUGUGCUUCAAGGAAUUCCACUCUACUUCAGAUGCACAAUAAAGAUGAAUUGCACUUUAUGAAGCUCAGUAAAUACUUCUACUGGAUUGGAGUCACCUACAGUGCAGAACACAGUGCCUGGGUGUGGGAGGAUGGCUCUGUGGUCUCUCAGGAUCUACUGCCAAACUCUCAAACUGCCAACCCAAUGACCUGCGUAGUAUACGGAAGAGCCAAUGGUAUUUGGGAUGAACCUUGCACAUCAAAAAACAUGUAUAUCUGUCAGCAACAACUUAUUUAG